UGGCUUGAACACUACCAAGCUUCCUUUUGUUACAACUCUUCAGUAGUAAGAAAGUGCUUUCCAGCUUUUCUUAAUCACGCAGUUCUUCGGAGGGAAAAUUUUCUUUUUUGGGGUUGUUCUUUUUAGAGUAAAAUAUGGGAUCGGGCUCUUCCCCGUGUGCUUCUUGCAAGUUGUUGAGGCGCCGGUGCGCCAAAGACUGCAUCUUUGCCCCUUACUUCCCUUCUGAUGACCCUCAUAAGUUUGCCAUUGUUCACAAGGUCUUUGGUGCUAGCAAUGUUAGCAAAAUGUUGCAGGAGCUUCCCAUUCAUCAAAGAGGAGAUGCUGUGAGCAGUUUGGUUUAUGAAGCAAAUGCAAGAGUGAGAGACCCGGUUUACGGGUGCGUUGGGGCAAUUUCUUUCCUGCAGAAUCAAGUUUCUCAGCUGCAAAUGCAGCUUGCAGUGGCUCAGGCAGAGAUACUUUGCAUCCAGAUGCAACAGGAACCUGUAGCCUUACCAUCCCAGAUUGAUCAACACCAACACCAUCAUCAUCAUCAAGAUCAUGACCAGAAGUCCCUUCUUUUAUCCAACAGUGACAUCAAUAGCAUUCCACAUCAAUACUUCAGCAGCUUUGCUUCUCCUAGCAAUGUAAUCCAAGACCCUCUUAAAAAAGAGUCUCUUUGGACUUGAUCAUUUGCUUAUCAUCAUUAAUCAAAGCACUGCCAAUCCAUCUUUCCAAUACAAUUUCCUUUAUCUUUGCUUGAUCA
Pyrus x bretschneideri (Chinese white pear) is the source of this 742-nucleotide messenger RNA. Its product is annotated as LOB domain-containing protein 12-like. The record is from RefSeq and is a predicted model, not a curated record. Lineage: Eukaryota; Viridiplantae; Streptophyta; Magnoliopsida; Rosales; Rosaceae. Bases 135 to 665 code for a protein of 176 amino acids. The transcript is spliced from 2 exons.